This is a messenger RNA of Morus notabilis, 1313 nucleotides long. RefSeq lists its product as uncharacterized. The record is from RefSeq and is a predicted model, not a curated record. The transcript has 5 exons. Bases 215 to 991 code for a protein of 258 amino acids. Gene Ontology annotation, molecular function: ubiquitin binding. Lineage: Eukaryota; Viridiplantae; Streptophyta; Magnoliopsida; Rosales; Moraceae.
AAUUAAAUUAAAAAAAAAAAGUGAGUAAAAACCUAACCCCAAAGAAAACCCAAACCCUGACCUGAACGGGCAAAUCUUGCCUUGCACAAUCGUCGCCAAAACCCUAAAGCCUAAUUCUCUGCUUCGCGGUGGUUCAUCGGUGGUUGAAUCGGCGGUGGUCGGAGAUUUGCGAUUGGAAGAGAGAGAAAGAGGAGAGAGAUUUGAUUUUGAAACGAUGUCUGCAGCGGUGUGCGGAAGCAAGAGAUCCUUCUUCGAAGAUCUUCCUCCAUCGCCGCCUCUCUCGAAGAGGCUUCGGUGCUCUUCUUCGACCUCUCCCAUUCGCUUCUCCGCACCUUCUCUCCUGGAUCAGCUUCGCGCCGUUUUCCCUUACAUCGAAAUCCAGGUUCUUGAGAGAGCCCUGGAAGAUUUCGACAAUGAUGUAGAGGCUGCCAUCAAGAGCCUGCGUGAUCUUCGCCUGCGAUCUACUGAGGAAAAUUCAGAUCCUGCUGAGGAGGCAGACGUUGCUGUGGAGAAAGGUGUAAAUGAUGGAAACGUUGCUGUUUCUGAAAAUCCAUCAGCUUCUGACAAUCUUCCUGUAGAUGGUGCAGAGUGGGUUAAUUUGUUUGUUAGGGAGAUGAUGAGUGCUACCAGUCCUGAGGAUUUAAGAGCUCGUGCUUCUAGGGCACUUGAGCUUUUGGAGAAAUCCAUUAGUGCUCAUGCUGGUGCUGAGGCGGCCCAAGCUUUUCAAAAGGAAAAUAUGUUGUUGAAGGCACAACUUGAAGGACUAAUAAGGGAGAAUACCAUACUGAAACAUGCUGUGACCAUCCAACACGAACGUCAGAAGCAAUAUGAGGAUAGGAAUCAAGAAAUACAACACCUGAAGCAGUUGGUGGCUCAAUAUCAGGAACAGUUGAGAACACUUGAGGUAAACAACUAUGCCUUGACAAUGCAUUUGAAGCAAGCUCAGCAGAGCAGCUCGAUUCCUGGGCGCUUCCAUCCAGAUGUCUUCUAAUCAAGAUUUGCGUUUAACAUUCCAUCAAUGGAGCCAGCGACGCAUGCUGCCUUGUCAUCCCUUUUCAAAUUGUCUGUUAAGUAUAGCAAAAAUGUAGAUUGAGGCUGCCUCUCUGUGUUUUAUCAACAUUCCCAGUUAAGGCGGCGCUGGAAUAUCUGUUAGUAACCUGCAAGAAUUUUUCGACCAGUUUCAAUAGUUGCAUGAGCAGAAUUUUCAUAUUAUAUUUGGUGAGAUCUGAUUGUCUAUUAUAUUUAUACAAGUUUCAAGAGAAGAUGUUUUGCUAAUAGAAAAGAAUGGAUUACAUCGAUGAGUAUUGGUGGAA